AUGGCAUCUGCUGCUUCGGCUACCUUGAGCCGAAUCCGUGACAAUACACCCAUAAUCCCAGUAAGCAUUACCCGUCUGUCCAAGGCCAAUAUAACACGGCUAAUGGUCGUCAAGGAGUCGAGGCCAAACGCCAAAAAGGCCAGCAAUGAUCAAUGGCCGUCGUUAUUCCAGACAGCGGUAGUGGCCACCGCUCUAAAGAUUCUACUGUUUCCGGCCUAUAGGUCAACAGACUUCGAAGUUCAUCGGAAUUGGCUAGCCAUCACUCAUUCAUUACCUGUGAAAAAAUGGUACUUCGAGGCCACAUCAGAGUGGACAUUGGACUAUCCGCCGGCAUUUGCGCUGUUUGAAUGGCUUCUUUCCCAACCUGCUGCCCUAAUCGAUGCUGGAAUGGUGCAAGUUCAAAACCUGAACUAUGAUUCCUGGGCCACCAUAUACUUCCAGCGAAGCUCCGUCAUCAUUACAGAGCUGCUGCUUGUCUACGCUCUGCAAAAGUACAUGGAGACCUCGCCCGCCGCUACACGUCGCCAAAGCCAUGCCGUGGGCCUUUCAAUCCUGCUCUCCCCAGGAUUCUUGAUCAUCGACCACAUCCAUUUCCAGUACAAUGGUUUUCUCUACGGCAUCUUGAUCCUGUCCGUCGUCUUUGCACGCAAAGAGUCUACGUUGCUAUUAAGCGGUGUUCUGUUCGCCUUGCUUUUAUGCUUCAAGCAUAUCUACCUUUACCUGGCACCCGCAUUUUUUGUCUACCUCCUCCGGGUUUAUUGCCUGAACCCGAAGAACAUGUUUCAGCCCCGAUUUGCAAACACCUUCAAAUUAGGCGCAAGCGUUGUCGGCAUUUUUGGGACUGCGUUCGGACCAUUUGCGGCCUGGGGUCAGCUCGACCAACUCAGAUCUCGAUUGUUUCCAUUUGCACGAGGUCUCUGUCACGCAUAUUGGGCACCCAACGCCUGGGCCAUCUACUCGUUUAUCGAUCGGGUGCUGAUCCUUGGUGCUCCCUAUCUUGGUCUAAGUGUUAACCAGGAUGCUGUAAACAGCGUCACUCGAGGCUUGGUGGGAGACACUUCGUUCGCCGUCCUUCCAGAUAUCACGGCUCGACAGUGUUUCGGGCUUACAUUGGCCUUUCAGACCAUCGCGUUGACCAAGCUGUGGUGUUCACCCAGCUGGGAUUCUUUUGUUGGCGCUCUCACCCUCUGCGGGUACGCGUCCUUCUUGUUUGGCUGGCAUGUCCAUGAAAAGGCCAUUUUACUGGUCAUCGUUCCUUUCAGCCUAUUAGCCGUGAAAGACCGGUCAUACCUGGCGAGCUUCCGACCUUUGGCAGUGUCGGGACAUGUGUCGCUAUUCCCACUUCUCUUCACCGCUGCAGAGUUUCCGAUUAAGGUGGCAUAUACGAUAGCUUGGCUCAUGAUAUUCCUCUAUGCUUUUGGGCAGUUGGCGCCAGCUCCUACCCGGAGGCGAGUUUUCUUGCUGGAUCGAUUUGCUCUGCUUUACAUUGCCAUAUCGGUGCCUUUGAUGGCAUACUGUUCGUUGCUGCAUCGGGUGGUCUUUGGGGAGAGAUAUGAAUUUCUACCACUGAUGUUCAUUAGCACGUACUCGGCAAUUGGGGUGCUAGGCUCGUGGCUUGGGUUCAUGGUAUGCUAUUUGUCUUGA
Molecule: messenger RNA, 1644 nt
Organism: Fonsecaea nubica
Lineage: Eukaryota; Fungi; Ascomycota; Eurotiomycetes; Chaetothyriales; Herpotrichiellaceae
Exons: 3
Coding region: 1-1644 (547 amino acids)
Biological process (GO): protein N-linked glycosylation
Cellular component (GO): endoplasmic reticulum membrane
Molecular function (GO): dolichyl pyrophosphate Glc1Man9GlcNAc2 alpha-1,3-glucosyltransferase activity
Source: RefSeq, a predicted model, not a curated record